UCCCCAUCGGCAAGCACGAACAAUGAUCAGGAGCAUCACAGCGGGGCUGAGAAGGGUGACAGUGAGCGGUUCAUCGUCCCCUGUGCCGCUGCGCAUGGUCUCCACCAGCCGCGCGACCCUCUCAGAGGCAACAGCACCGACUCAAGCUUCGCCUGCGCCGUCCGACCAAGCUCCCUCACCUGCUCCGCCAGCUCCUGCUCCCUCUCGAUCACUUCCUGGGUCCUCUUCUUCCGCUCCGCCACCACCGCCGCCCAUCUCUGCCUUGACUCGGCGCACCGCAUACUCGUCCCUUCGUGGGCACGACACGCCGCCCUUCCGCCUUCACAUCCAGUCCACACGCACAAACACGAUCCUGACGCUCACCGACCCCUACGGCAACGUCCUGAGCGCCGUCUCGGGUGGCUCCCUGGGCACCUUUAAAAAGGCAGCGCGGUCCGGUUACGAAGCUGCAUACCGCGCGAGCCUGUCGAUGUUCAACACCAUUGCCAACAAGCGCAUCGGCUGGCGGAUGAAUAAGCUCGAGCUCGUCUGGAAGGGCUUCGGACAGGGUCGAGAAGCCGUCUUUCGAGCGCUCAUGGCAAAUGAAGGGAGGAACACCAGGCUGCUCGUCAGCAGGAUGUCGGACGCCACCAAAAUCAAAGUUGGAGGCGUGAGGCCGAAAAAGCGAAGGAUGCUCUAGAGGCUGUGGGCCUUUUUCAUGUACAAUACUGCAACACAAGACUCUCUCCUCCUUUUUCUUGAUUCCUUCUUUUCGAUUAACAAGGGCAAAACAAACAACUGAUAGAUUCCGCCCUUCGAGCAAAGGAGACCAGGGUGUCAAACGAGUGUGGUGAGCUAAGGAAGCAGGG
Messenger RNA from Acaromyces ingoldii, 848 nucleotides. Its product is annotated as translational machinery component. Gene Ontology annotation, cellular component: ribosome; mitochondrial small ribosomal subunit. Gene Ontology annotation, biological process: ribosomal small subunit assembly; translation; maturation of SSU-rRNA from tricistronic rRNA transcript (SSU-rRNA, 5.8S rRNA, LSU-rRNA). Bases 23 to 679 code for a protein of 218 amino acids. The transcript has 2 exons. Gene Ontology annotation, molecular function: structural constituent of ribosome; small ribosomal subunit rRNA binding; mRNA 5'-UTR binding. Lineage: Eukaryota; Fungi; Basidiomycota; Exobasidiomycetes; Exobasidiales; Cryptobasidiaceae. The record is from RefSeq and is a predicted model, not a curated record.